This is a messenger RNA of Humulus lupulus (European hop), 1416 nucleotides long. RefSeq lists its product as uncharacterized. The coding region runs from base 1 to 1416 and encodes 471 amino acids. NCBI's taxonomy places the organism in Eukaryota, Viridiplantae, Streptophyta, Magnoliopsida, Rosales, Cannabaceae. The record is from RefSeq and is a predicted model, not a curated record. The transcript is spliced from 2 exons.
AUGGGAGCCUUAUACCAAAACAUGUUUCAGGGCUGGUGUUUUACUAAUAAUUUGUCUCAUCAUCCUAAUGGGCGGAUUGUCAUAGCAUGGAAUCCUAAUAGUUUUGAUGUUGAUAUAAAAGGAGGUACUAGUCAGUAUAUUCACUGUGAAUUAAAGCCGAAAAUAGGGGACUUUUUUGCUUUAACAGUGGUUUAUGUAGUUAAUGAUAGUAAAGGAAGAGAGCAAUUGUGGAAAGAUCUUGUCCAAUUGUCAAAAGGUCUGAAUUUACCUUGGAUAGUUGGAGGGGACUUUAAUUCAGUAUUGAACAUAAAGGAAUGGCUUGAAUACAGGGGUAAUGCCAAUGAGAUGAUUCCAUUUCAAAAUUGUAUAACAGAUUGUGGUUUAGAAGAUAUCAAAUUCAAUGGCAACUUCUUUACUUGGAAUAAUAAGCAAGAAGGCAAAGAUCGGGUUUAUGCAAAAUUGGAUAGAUUUUUAGCGAAUCAUAAGUGGCUGGACAAAUAUACUACAGAUGAGGUCACUUUCUUCCCUGAAGGUGAGUUUGAUCAUUCUCCUGACCUUCUUUCUAUUUACUCGAAUAUGCAAAAUGGUAAAAAGCCUUUCAGAUACUUUAAUUUUUGGAAAAACUUGGAUGGUUUUAUUGAUACUGUGAAUAAGAAUUGGAAUGAAGAUAGCUGGUACUCCUAUGUAUUGUCUUGUUUCCCACUUGAAGCAGCUCAAAAUUGGUUUAAAAGUGUUGAACAGAGAAGGCAGGGGAAAUAUGGAGACUUAGGAUCAAAUCAAAAUGGAAGAUGGAUUGAUGAUGAAGAGGGUGCUAUCAAAGCUUUUUUGGAAUUUUAUCACAAUUUGUUGGGAUCUUGUGGUACUACUAGAACUAGAGUUCACAAGAGAAUUGUUCAAGAAGGACCAAUGGUGACUCAAAGACAAUCUAAUUGGUUAUUGCAAGAUUAUACUAAAGAAGAGGUGAAAGAUGCACUGCAAUCCAUUCCUGAUGAUAAAGCACAGGGACCUGAUGGUUUUAGUAGUGCUUUCUUUAAAGAUACAUGGGAGAUAACGGGAAGUGAAUUAACUGUAGCAGUUCUGUCAUUUUUGAACUCAAGAAGAUUACUUAAAGAGAUUAAUGCUACAACAAUGACUUUGAUUCCUAAAUCGAUUUGCCCAGAAUCUGUGAAUGAUUAUAGACCCAUUGCUUGCUGCAAUGUGAUCUAUAAAAUAACUUCUAAAAUGAUUUGCAAGAGAUUACGGGAAGUUCUUACAGGAAUCAUUUCAAAGAAUCAAAGUGGUUUUUUUAAAGGAAGGCAAAUUGCUCAUAAUAUUAUGAUUUUUCAAGACAUGGUUCAGGGCUAUAAUAGAAGAAGUGCAAAGUCAACUUGUUUGUUCAAGAUUGACCUUCAAAAAGCUUAUGAUACACUUGACUGA